AUGUCUGAAGCUUACGCAGGAAAGUCUGAUCAGCAGAUCAUCGACGAGCAGUUCCGAGACCUCGACAACAAGUCGGACAACCGCCUCAAGGACUCGUUCAACCCCAAAACCACCGUCACCUCGGAAGAGUCGGGCGUCAACGAGUCUGGACUCGACAGCUUCCCCGGUGCUUCCGUCAGCGUAGGCCGCACCGGCCAGACUGGUGGAGGCACCAACCCUCAGAACAUCCCUCCUGAGGAAGGUGGAGACGACCGAUCACAGCGCACCGGCGAAUCGAGCAUUCGUUUCGAAGGCUUGGGCGGUCCCGAGGACAAGAAGUACCAGGCGCUCGCCGACAACCCGGGUGGAUUCGAUGCUAACUCGAGGGGUGUAUACGAGGCUCGUCAGCCCAACUUCAACGAGCCCGUCCCCCAGACUGAGCCCCAGGCUCUCGAACCGGAUCAGGAGGCCACCGCUCGCAGCCAUGUCAUCAACUCGUGA
Molecule: messenger RNA, 480 nt
Organism: Pseudozyma hubeiensis SY62
Lineage: Eukaryota; Fungi; Basidiomycota; Ustilaginomycetes; Ustilaginales; Ustilaginaceae
Exons: 2
Coding region: 1-480 (159 amino acids)
Source: RefSeq, a predicted model, not a curated record